GAACUCAGUUUUUCGCGUUUUUGCCAUGGGUCGCGUUCUGUUCGGGAGCUUGUCCCUGUGUUUGGUCCUCCUGGUGACCACCUCGAUCCAGGCAGCCGUCGUCCGUGAGUUCCCGCCUCUCGAGCAAUUCCAGCGCCUGGAAAAUCCUAACCAGCGAGUGGUUCCUCUCGCCGACGAAGUCAACUACCGGCUUCCCAACGAAACUAUUCCCGUGGAGUACGAUAUUACCCUGACCACCAAUGUCCACACCGGCGACACCCAUUUCACGGGCGUUGUUGGCAUCACCGUCAGUGUCCUGACCAGUACUCCCAACAUUGUGGUUCAUGCCCGCCAGCUGGAGAACUUUACGGUCACCGCCCAGCAGCUGAAUGUAGAAAAUGCGGAACUGCACACUUUGCAAACCAGUUACGAGGCCGAAAGAGAGUUCCUUACUCUCUCCAAGGAUGGUUUGACUUUCGCGGCAGAUACCACCUGGCUGGUGACCAUCAAUUACGAGGGCAACCUACGCACGGACAAUGGAGGCUUCUACCUGUCCACAUACGAAACCGACGAAGGCGAAACCAAGUACCUGGCCACCACCCAGUUCGAGAGUACCGACGCUCGCCACGCCUUCCCCUGCUACGAUGAGCCCUCCAAGCGGGCCAACUUCACCAUCACCAUCAAGCACGAUCCCUCCUACAAUGCCAUCAGCAACAUGCCUGUAAAUGAAGCUACAUCCAGCUCUGGAGUGACCUCCUUCCAGAAGACCGUGAACAUGCCCUCCUACCUGGUGGCCUUCAUCGUCUCCCAGUUCGUCUACACCGAGGGCGAAUUCAAUCAGCUGACCCAGCGCGUCUACUCCAGGGAGGGAACUCUGGGAGACCAGGAGUGGGCCCUGACUAACGGCAUGCUCGUGGAGAAGCGACUCUCCGACUACUUUGGCGUACCCUUCCAACUACCCAAGCUGGACCAGGCUGGUAUCCCCGACUUCGCCGCGGGCGCCAUGGAGAACUGGGGUUUGGCCACUUACCGUGAGGAGUACCUGCUCUACAACAGCGAAAACUCCACCAUAAACACUCAGACCAACAUUGCCACCGUAGAGGCCCACGAGGACGCCCACAUGUGGUUUGGCGAUCUGGUGGCCAUCGAGUGGUGGAGCUACCUGUGGCUGAAGGAGGGCUUCGCCACUCUGUUCGAGAACCUGGCUGUAGAUCUGGCCUAUCCCGAGUGGGACAUCUUCCAGACCUUCCAUGCCGGUUCCUACCAGAGUGCUCUGGUCUAUGAUGCUAGUGCCACUGCCCGCCCCAUGAGCUACUUCAUCCAGAAGCCUUCCGAAAUCGCUCUGCUGUAUGACUCCGUGUCUUAUGCCAAGGCAGGAUCAGUAUUGAACAUGUGGCGUCAUGCCAUCACGAACAAGGUGUUCCAGCGUGGUCUCCACAACUACCUGGUAGACAACAAAUACACCGCUGCUAAUCCCACCAAGCUCUUCGAGGGCAUCGCCAAGGCGGCCGUUGAGGAGAACUACGCCGUUCCGGCCACCAUUGCCGAGAUGAUGGGCAGCUGGACCGACCAGGGUGGAGUUCCUGUAUUGACUGUCACCCGUAAUUACGAGAAUGGGUCCUUCACCAUUCGCCAGGAUACCUACACCAACGACAAGGACUACACCAACGAUAAGCUGUGGUACGUGCCGGUGAACUAUGCUGAUGCCUCAAACCCCGACUUCCGAAACACUGAAGCCACCGAAUACCUGCUGAAGCAGAGAGAGAUUACCGUGAACGCCGGCUUGGACAACGCUAACUGGCUUCUGUUGAACAAGAAGCAAGUCUUCUACUACCGUGUCAACUACGACGAGACCAACUGGCAGCUGCUGAUCGACUUCUUGCUGGCUCGCCCACACAAGAUCGCUCCCGAGAACCGCGCCCAGUUGAUCAACGACCUGUACCGUUUCGCCACCAGCGGUCGCACGUCCCAUUCCACGCUGCUCCAGCUGCUGACCUAUCUGCCCAAGGAGGAUCAAUACUCACCCUGGUCGGCGGCCAACACCGUGAUCACCCUCAUCAACCGCUACCUGAGCGGCGACGCCUCGUACUCCAACUUCCAGUUCUACGUAAGCCACCUGGUCAGCGAUCAGUUCGACAAGUUCGGAGUGCAAGAUCUGUCCGGAGAGCAGCACUUGGUUAAGUACACCCGCAACAUCCUGAUCAACAUCGCCUGCCUGGCUGGAGUGGAGAGCUGCCUGUCAGAGACCACUGCCAAGCUGGAAGCACUGGUGGAUCAGGGUACAGUCAUCGAACCGAACCUGCAGUCGCAGGUAUACUGCAACGGCUUGAAGAAGGCCGACGACAGGGUAUACAACUUUGUCUUCAAUAAGCUGAUCAACUCCUCCGACCAGGCCGAGCGUCGCCUCCUAAUCUCCUCCCUUGGCUGCUCUCAGAGCACCACCCAACUGGAAAAGUUCCUGAACACCAGUAUUGACGACAGCCUCCGGGGCCAAGAAAGUAUCACCGUGCUGAGCGCGGUGUACUCCCGCGGCGAGGUCGGUCUCCUGGCCGCCAUCGACUUCCUGGACAAGAACUGGGAGACGUACGGCGAGCUCAACUCUGGAUUUGGCGGAGUAAACCCUCUGUAUAGUGACAUUCUUGGUAUCUCUGCCUAUGCGGUGUCCUCUGACCAGCAGCAGGCUCUGCAGAAUCUAGUCGAAAAGGUCAAGGACAGCGAGUAUGUUCCAACCACGCUGCAGACCAGCGUAGAUGCCAACUUCAAGGCCAACAACGACUGGCUCACCGCCAACAAGGAGCCCCUGGUGUCCUGGAUGACCGGCUUCCGCACCGGUGGCAGCUCCGCUCUGAGUGCCUCCCUGUUGGCCACCGUCCUGUGCUUCCUGGCCGCCAAGCUCUUCUAGAUCCAUAGCGUCCUCUAAGUUAGUCAUAGUUAUUUGCUCUUGUUCCACAAUAAAUUCCAAAACAAAAUAUUUAAUACCUGUUAAA
Drosophila bipectinata is the source of this 2966-nucleotide messenger RNA. RefSeq names its product aminopeptidase N. NCBI's taxonomy places the organism in Eukaryota, Metazoa, Arthropoda, Insecta, Diptera, Drosophilidae. Gene Ontology annotation, cellular component: cytoplasm. The record is from RefSeq and is a predicted model, not a curated record. Gene Ontology annotation, biological process: proteolysis; peptide catabolic process. Gene Ontology annotation, molecular function: peptide binding; zinc ion binding; metalloaminopeptidase activity.